This is a messenger RNA of Dermatophagoides farinae (American house dust mite), 1659 nucleotides long. Its product is annotated as E3 ISG15--protein ligase HERC5. The record is from RefSeq and is a predicted model, not a curated record. NCBI's taxonomy places the organism in Eukaryota, Metazoa, Arthropoda, Arachnida, Sarcoptiformes, Pyroglyphidae.
AAUUCUUGUGAGUCCCAUUCAUUAUAGUGGUGUUUUACAGUUGUUUUUGUUUAGUUCUGAAAUAGUUAUUCGAGUCUAAAUUAUCGGGGUAGAAUAUUAUCCAGAGCAAUAUUGGCAACAACAAAAUGAUUGCAUGCAUGUGAUGAUUUUUUUUUCUUGUAAGACAGAUUUUUCGACACUUGAUUCUGUUUGCUUUUUACAUAUUUCACAACAACAGAAUCAUCAUCAAUGUUGAUGUUGUUGUUGUUGUUCAUCAGCCAAUUUCACAUCCAAGUGUGUCUUCGUCAUCAUACAAUUAAUUUACUGUGGCUGACCUCGAUUAUCGGCAAUGAUUUAGAUUCUCCAGUGUUUGGCAGUUUGUUUUGUUCUGUUUUUCUCAAAUUUCCUAAACAACCUGAAUAAACGAAACAAUGUUAUGGUAUUGUGGUUUCGAUGCAUUUCUUCAAUUUCGCCAAAAACCUGAACAAGGUGUUUAUCUACAUUCAUUAGGUGAUCUCAUUUUGGAUGAUCAUGAUAAAAUAAUCAACGCAUUCAUCGGAUGGUGUUCCCUGUUUCUACAAACCGCACAAGGACAGAUCGUAUUCCUUGGUUAUUCAAAACAAAAACGUCAAAAUGGCAUGAUUGUCUGCACAAAAGUACCGAAGUAUAUUAUACAAAUUGAAUGUGGUUCAAAAGAAACAUUCCUGAUCACAUUAGAUUCGAAAAUCUACAAAUGGUCUGGAUUCAAUUUCGAAAAAACACCACCCGAAUUGAUUGAUUUUACGAAUAACGAUAAUGUUGAUGCACAAGAUGAUGUAAAUCAAGUCAACAAUCAUCAUCAUGAUGUAAACGUUGAACAACUUUGUAUUGGUGCUGAAUAUUCGUGUUUAUUGACCGAUGAACAUCGAGUAUUUUUAUUCAAUUCAAAUGAAUUACGAUUGAUCAAACCAAUUAGUCGUGAAAAUGACAAAAUUAUUGCAAUCAGUGCCGGACAGGAACAUAUCCUACUGUUAUCCGACAAUGGUAUCGUUUCAAGUUAUGGUAAUGGUAGCCGUGGUCAACUUGGACAUGGAACCAUUGCGAAUGUUGUCGAUGAUCAAGCCGAAAUCGUGGAAGCAUUGGAAGGAAUUCCAUGCAGGGCUAUCACAGCUGGUGGUUGGCAUUCUAUGGCUUUAUCGGAAAUUGGUGAUGUCUAUGUUUGGGGUUGGAAUGAAAGUGGUCAAUUAGGUUUUGGUCGUGACGUGAUUAAAAUUGAAGCUACACCUAAAUUAUUGGAAAUAUCGGAAGAUGAUCAUUUUGUUUCAAUCGCAGCUGGCUCAAGACAUUCAAUGGCCGUUUCAGAAAAUGGUAUCUUAUUCGGUUGGGGUUGGAAUAAAUACGGGCAGCUUGGAAUCGAUUCCACCGCAAUUGAAUUUGCCGAUGCACCUAAUGUCAUACCAUUUGAUCAUAAAGUAUCGAAUGUUUAUUGUAAAUUCUGGUCUAGUCUAAUUGAAACGGAAAAUGAUGAUUCGGAACCACAAUCGAAUGAAUCGGCCAUCACCAAUAAUAAUGAAGAAUGAGAAGAAAGAAAAAAUAUCGUUCGAUUUUUUAAAAUUACCCACAAAAACCAAAAAGAAGAAACACACAAGAAUUUGUAUCAUAAAAUUUAAUUUCAAUUCAAUUAAAAAAUUUUUGGAUCAA